CUUUACUUUGGUCCAGCCUCACCUUCACCUGCGAGAAUUGCGCUAUCACCGCUGAUCACAAUUGUCAGAAAUAGUUAAGCGUGCAUCGAGCAAUUCUUGAGCGUUGCGCCUGUUCACGUGGUUCAUCAUGGGAGAUUUGGAAAAAGACCUCAAGACCGAUCCUCCGUGUCACCCACGAGCAUGUGCGAUUCAAAACUGCAUACAGAAGAACAACUACAACGAAGAAAAGUGUCGAAAAGAGGUUGACGCUUUAUAUGAAUGCUGUAACGCAUUUUACCAGGAAAAGGGAGAUAGUGCAAGUUGCGUGAGCUGUCCCAAAGCUCCGCUCCUCAGGUUAAAACUGAAGCAACGUGCUCAAGGGAAAACUUGAGACAUCGGACUCUCUAUUAAGUGUAAAAGUAGUAUAUAAGCUGUGUUCUCGAUGGGUUCUAUAAGCAGCAACACCACAAUAAUAAAAUGUCAACGGCAUGUUUGGCAUGUUUUCUAAGAACUAAGGCACACAACUUCUAUUCCGAUGUUGAAUGUAGUUGUCAG
Dothidotthia symphoricarpi CBS 119687 is the source of this 534-nucleotide messenger RNA. Its product is annotated as DUF1903-domain-containing protein. The transcript is spliced from 5 exons. The coding region runs from base 128 to 370 and encodes 80 amino acids. Gene Ontology annotation, cellular component: mitochondrial intermembrane space. Lineage: Eukaryota; Fungi; Ascomycota; Dothideomycetes; Pleosporales; Dothidotthiaceae. The record is from RefSeq and is a predicted model, not a curated record.